Python bivittatus (Burmese python) is the source of this 1523-nucleotide messenger RNA. RefSeq names its product ring finger protein 24 (gene RNF24). NCBI's taxonomy places the organism in Eukaryota, Metazoa, Chordata, Lepidosauria, Squamata, Pythonidae. The record is from RefSeq and is a predicted model, not a curated record. Gene Ontology annotation, molecular function: ubiquitin protein ligase activity; zinc ion binding. Gene Ontology annotation, biological process: proteasome-mediated ubiquitin-dependent protein catabolic process. Gene Ontology annotation, cellular component: endomembrane system.
UUCUGCCUCUCAGAAGCUCAGCCAAGGCAGGGAUCCAUUCGGAGGACGGUCGGUCGGAGUGGGCCUUGGAGAACAGCCAAGCUGAGCUGAGCUGAGCUGCCGAGAGCGUUCGCAGGAGGGAGUUUCUACCGGAUGCAAGGCUAUUCCUUGCCACACUGACGAACGGUGCUCGGUGCUCGUUUGCAGGGAAAACAACUUUCGCAGUUCCCCAAUCUGUUGAAAAGCAGUGGGAGGGUUAGCUGCCCAAUGCCACACAGCAUCAGACCAUCCAUGAGCUCAGAUUUCCAGCAUUACAGUUUCAGGAUGCCAAACAUUGGAUUCCAGAACCUGCCUCUCAACAUAUACAUUGUGGUCUUUGGCACGGCUAUAUUUGUCUUCAUCCUUAGUUUACUCUUCUGCUGCUACUUGAUAAGGCUAAGACAUCAAGCCCACAAAGAGCUUUACGCCUACAAACAGGUUAUCCUAAAGGAAAAGGUCAAAGAACUCAAUUUACACGAGAUCUGUGCCGUUUGUUUAGAAGAAUUCAGGCCCAAAGAUGAGCUGGGAAUAUGUCCGUGCAAACAUGCGUUCCAUAGAAAAUGCCUCAUUAAAUGGCUGGAGGUGCGGAAAGUGUGCCCCCUCUGCAACAUGGCCGUCCUGCAGCUGGCCCAGCUCCACAGCAAGCCGGAUCCCCACGGCCCCCCGCAGGAACCCCUGCCCGGGACAGCAAACAUCGUAUAGCUUCCCGCCAGCUGCGCCCUCCUCCUCCCCAACAGACUCCACCAACGCCUGCAGAGACUCGCCAAUCUCUGGGCCUGCUGCUUACCGCCUCGGAGGAUCUUCCAGGACCCCCUUUAUCUCAUGAAAAACACCCGGGAUGCCCCCAAGGAAGAAGGGCAGACGUUCAAGCUAGGGAAACGCCAAGAGCCCGGAGCAGCAAGGACGCAGGGAAGCGAGCAAGGCUCCGGUUUUGUCUUUCUCUUAAUUUUUUUUUUCUUUUUGUAAAUGCACUUUACCAAGAGACGUGUGUCGAGGAGGUGAGCUGGCUGUCUUGGAUUUGGAUCAGGCAGUCAGCGAAGGAGACCGAGAAAGGGACUCCAAAGCCAAGAUGGGAGAUGCAGUGGGGAGCAAGCUGGGAGCCGUGCCAGAGCGAGCGGGCCUCUCCGGAUGGAGAGGCUGCACGUGGAAAAAGCGCCCUUUGGUUCCAGCGCUUGGGGGUCACCUUUGGCCAAAUUGCUUGUGGGUCCCAGAACUGGACAGGAGCAAGAGAAUUCUGAUUCCCCUUGGAAGACGAGCCGGGAUGGGAAAACCUUUCGUGCAGCGGUAUUGCAGUUCACACAGCCUCUGGAGCGGUAAAGGAAUACCUCUAGAUCCCACGCCUUCCGGGUGAGGCGCAGAGGAGCAAGGCUUGUUGAAAAUGAGGGUGGGGUCUGCCAAAUUGUGACUCUGGGGGCCUUGCAAAGCCACUUGAGCCCCAGAAAGUGAUUCCUUAAUGCAGUGUUGUCCAAACUUGGCCACUUUAAGAUGAGUGGACUUCAACUCCC